UUCCGAUUUACGUAUCCAUUCUCCUCAGAGCAUUUUCAAUCUCUUUCAUCAGAGGUCUGUCCAAAUUCCACAGCGACUUCUUUACAAAACCCUCUCAAAAACCUACUUCAUAUGAUACUAAAGUGAAGGGAAUUUGCAAUGCAGAACCUGAAUUUACCUCUGAUCCAAAAAGUUGGGGGAUUCACAGUUGAAAACCUCAGUAACGUUUCCUGUUUUAGAUUUGCAAUACCAACCGCAGUUCGUUUCAGCAAAAGAAAAUUUGCGAUUUCUAGCUCCAUAUGGGAUGGGAAGUCCUCCAGGAACAUCAAUGUUAGUGUUAGGUCCCAAUACUUGACUCCUGAAGAGCAGCAGUAUCAGCAGCAGAAGUUUCCUUCACAUAGCUCUAAUUUUCACUCCCAGCCAGAGAAAAUGCCACCAAGGGUUUAUGUUGGAUACACGAUCUACAAAGGGAAAGCUGCGCUGACAGUGGAGCCACGGCCCCCAGAGUUCACUCCCUUGGAUUCUGGGGCAUUUAAGCUGUCAAAGGAGGGGUUUGUAAUGCUCCAAUUUGCACCAGCAUCCGGUGUUCGCCAGUAUGAUUGGAGUAGAAAGCAGGUGUUCUCUCUAUCAGUGACUGAAAUAGGAAAUGUACUCAGCCUUGGAGCAAGAGAUUCUUUUGAGUUCUUUCAUGACCCUUACAAAGGAAAGAGCGAUGAAGGUAAGGUGAGGAAAGUAUUGAAAGUCGAACCCCUGCCGGACGGCCAUGGCCACUUCUUCAACCUCAGUGUCCAGAACAAGCUAAUCAACUCGGACGAGAGCAUUUACAUCCCGAUCACUAAAGCAGAAUUCGCUGUUUUAGUAUCAUCAUUUAAUUUCAUUGUGCCGUACCUCUUAGGCUGGCAUACAUUUGCAAGCUCCACAAAACCGGAGGAUCCGACCCGGACGAACAGAUCGGGUGCAGAGUUAGAAUGGAACAGAUGAGAGAGUAAAUGCUGAUUAUGGAUGAUGACUCUAAAAAAAAAAACUUCUGUUACUGCUUGUUUAAGUUCUUGUUUUGUUUUGUGAUAUUCGUGUUCUAAUUUAUUAGUCGUUGUUGAUGUU
Messenger RNA from Andrographis paniculata, 1080 nucleotides. RefSeq names its product single-stranded DNA-binding protein WHY1, chloroplastic-like. The transcript is spliced from 7 exons. NCBI's taxonomy places the organism in Eukaryota, Viridiplantae, Streptophyta, Magnoliopsida, Lamiales, Acanthaceae. Gene Ontology annotation, molecular function: single-stranded DNA binding. The coding region runs from base 139 to 960 and encodes 273 amino acids. Gene Ontology annotation, biological process: defense response; regulation of DNA-templated transcription. The record is from RefSeq and is a predicted model, not a curated record.